Paracoccidioides lutzii Pb01 is the source of this 693-nucleotide messenger RNA. RefSeq lists its product as hypothetical. The record is from RefSeq and is a predicted model, not a curated record. The coding region runs from base 1 to 693 and encodes 230 amino acids. The transcript is spliced from 2 exons.
AUGUCGAACCCAACAUCUGCAUCUUCUACCUCUCUCCCCGCCUCGACAGAAACGGCCGCAGACACAAUUGAACUACUGGAAUCACGAUUACGCAGGAUCGAGUACCUGCUGACGGGCGAGGCGAGCUGGACGGGCCAGCGGCCGCGGAUACCAACUGUAUCCGGUGCUUGCAGGAAACCAGCGACGACACGGCUGGCAGAGUUGGAGUAUGAAUUGAAUGGGUUGGCGAGAACAGUGCCAGCUGUGAGGGACGUUUUAGCGCUUUACUCCCGCUUUCCAGACCUUUUCCAAUCCAUCCCGGACACCACGUCGACCUCGACUUCCGCCAACCCCCAAUCCAUCCCAACAACCCUUCCCCUCCCCGCCCUAACCUCCAUAAUCCUCUCCUACGCCUCCGCCUUCCCUGAAACCGCCUCCCGCCUAACCUCUCUCAAAGACCUCCCUAUCCCACCCGCCGCCCUGUCCGCAUCCCUGAUAGAGCUACAACCGCGCCUUGACCGGCUAGCAGCCGUGCAGGAGCAGCAAGCGGCUGAGAUUGCAGAGCUGCGGGCGCGCAGUGCGUUGUUGGCGAAGCGGUGGGUGGAGGUUGGGGUUGUGGGGGGAAGUGAGGUUUGGGGAGAGUGGGAGGGGAGAGUGGAGAGGGUUGAGAAAGCGGUUAGGAGGUUGGAGGUUGAGGCGGAGAGGGGGAUUUAA